AUGGGAUUGCACGAUGCGCCCAAAGGACCGAUACAGGCUGGGCACGAUGACCCUCAGAUUGGCGCUUCAGCAUCGGCAUCAACACCCAGCGCUUCCCCAAACCCUUCCGCAUCCGACCCAAUCGCCCAAAGCACUGCCACGCAGUCUACCGACUUUACCUCCCAUCCACCUCCCGCAGCGCCUUUGGCCACUCCGCACGAUCGUCAGCGACCCGAGGCGAACUUUGCGCCUGGGCUGCAAAGAGGAGACUUUGGCGAUUCGGUCAGCAGAAAGGCUGCUGAGGCGGAUAAGCAGCCUUUGCCCUUUCUAGCUACUGCGCUGGGCGUGCUGAAGAAGCCCUCGACUGUGCCGCUCACGAGGGAGGAGAAGAGGGAGCGCUUUGUGGAUCAGGAUCGCAGGAUGGCCAAGCGGAGAGCCAUUGUCAAGGAAGCUACGAGAGGCUACUUCAAUGACUUUCAUGCCACUCGGUCUCACGGAGGCAAGACGUGGAGAGCACCCGGCACGAUGAUCAGGCAUGAUCGCUCACUCUACUUUCCCAGUAUAUCGGGCACGUGUCUGGCAGACAGGUCUACAAAGUCGACGACGGACAUGCUGCAGGGCAAAGUGUCCAUCGUUUCACUCAUCAGCAGCACCAUUUCCGAACAACACACCAAGAGCUUCAACAGCGAGACUCUGCAAGUUUACGACAAUCACCCGAGCUUUCAGCUGGUGCAGGUGAAUCUGCAAGAGAAUGCCUUGAAGAUGUACCUCGUCUCCCUCUUCUUGUCCAACCUGCGCCGACAGACGCCAGCCUCGCAGCACGGCUCCUACAUCUUGUCUCGUCAGAACAUGGAGCUGGAUAGGGAUGCGAUGGGUCUGCACAACAAGCACGUCGGCUACACCUACCUCGUCGGACCGGAUCUCAAGAUACGCUGGGCUGGGUGCGGCUUUGCGGAGGAGGAGGAGAGCAGAGCGCUUUUGAAUUGCACUGCAGUGUUGCUGAGGAGAGCUGAGGAGGCGGAGAAGGAGAAGGCCUCUGCGUAA
This is a messenger RNA of Ceraceosorus guamensis, 1023 nucleotides long. RefSeq lists its product as hypothetical. The coding region runs from base 1 to 1023 and encodes 340 amino acids. NCBI's taxonomy places the organism in Eukaryota, Fungi, Basidiomycota, Exobasidiomycetes, Ceraceosorales, Ceraceosoraceae. The transcript has 4 exons. Gene Ontology annotation, biological process: mitochondrial proton-transporting ATP synthase complex assembly. The record is from RefSeq and is a predicted model, not a curated record. Gene Ontology annotation, cellular component: mitochondrial inner membrane.